ACAAGUACUAUAUAUGAUUUGAAGGUAAAUUAACAAACUUGGAAAACAAUACAAAUUAAUUGUUUACAAAAUUAUUAUUAUUACCAACUUUUUUUUUUUUUUUUUGACAAGGUUACCAACUUUCUUAAUUUUUAUAAUUUCCGCGGGAGGUCCAUUAUUUAGUGAUUGAGGUAACAUUUAAUAUGGUUGUUAUCAAUCUUCCAAUUUUUAUUACAAAAAGUAUUAUCUUUUAACUCUACUUAAUAGGUUCAUAUUAAAAUGACUCGAUAUUUAAUACUUUUUGUGUGAAAUAAAAAAUUAUGAUGAUCAAAAUAUUCCCGGUCUAUACCUUAUUUAGACAUGAAUUUAGUUUAAUUCAAGCUUUCUUGGCUUGUCUUGCUUCUUCUUUUUACUUCUUAUCUAACCUAAUUGACAUAGAUACUUCAGUGUUCAAUAUUGUCCUUUAUAGUGCCUGUGUUAUUCUGAAGUGGAAGUGAAUCUCAUAAUUUAAUUAGUGCACCGUAGACACAUUAUUCACCGCUUAUAAUUUAAUAUUGUUUGUUUUCCCCUCAAAUGCGUGCAGGUUGAAUUUGAAUUAUCUAUAGCUAGCAGAUAUGAACAAUUUCUCACACGUUCCUCCUGGAUUUCGUUUCCAUCCCACUGAUGAAGAACUUGUUGAUCACUACCUUAGGAAAAAGAUAGCUUCUAAAAGGAUUGAUCUUGAUAUCAUUAAAGAUGUUGAUCUCUAUAAGAUUGAGCCGUGGGAUCUACAAGAGUUAUGCAAAAUAGGAAGUGAUGAACAAACUGAAUGGUACUUCUUUAGUCAUAAAGAUAAGAAGUAUCCAACGAGCAGUCGUACAAAUAGAGCUACAAAAGCAGGAUUCUGGAAAGCUACAGGAAGAGACAAAGCAAUUUAUUCUAACCAUAUUUGUCUGAUUGGAAUGAGAAAGACUCUUGUCUUCUAUAAAGGAAGAGCACCUAAUGGUCAAAAAUCUGAUUGGAUCAUGCAUGAGUAUCGCUUAGAAACAAAUGAAAAUGGAACUACUCCUCAGGAAGAAGGAUGGGUUGUGUGUAAAGUGUUCAAGAAACGAAUAGCUACAACAAUGAGGAAAAUGGACGAUUCACCAUGUUGGUAUGAUGAUCAAGUAUCAUUCAUGCAAUCAGAGCUUGAAUCCCCAAGCAGAAUUUCUUCUCAUCACCCUUAUAAUGCAUCAUACCAACAUCAACAACAGCAUUAUCCUUGCAAACAAGAGUUGGAUCAAUUGCAAUACAAUAUACACAUUAAUAAUAAUGAUGCUAAUAAUUUCCUACAACUUCCACAACUAGAAAACCUCAAUUCUCCUAUGCAAUGCUCAUUAUCAACACAUUCAAUGACUCAAGAACAAUAUGGCCAGCAACAAAGUAUGCAAAUGCUUUAUGGUGGUAGCAAUGAUUUACAAGCAGUAGUGGAGCAAUCAAAUGAAUGGAAAGCACUAGACAAAUUUGUUGCUUCUCGUCUAAGUCAAGAUCAAGAUCAUGCUUCUAAGGGAACUAGUAGUUAUUGUAAUGUGGCUCAACAAAUUGCUUUGCUAUCAAAUGAUGAAUCCAAAAAAUCAGAAACUGGUGGCCAGGAACAUGUGACUUCAAUCUCCAACUCAAAUUGUCAGAUUGACACGUGGAAAUGAAAAUUUGUAACUAUAUAUGAAGAUGCAUAUUAAUAUUAUAUAUUAUAGGGAGUAGUACAGUUUAACUCCUACAAAAAUUAAAAGGGUUUAUGUACAUAGUAAACCCUUAUAAAGCAUUGUUAAAUAUUCUUAUCAGGUUGAACCUCUUGUACAAGAGAAACCGACCAUUAAUACUCUGCAACUGAUAUUUAAGUUGCUACAACUAUAGCAAAUAGUUCUUGCUUCUAGUUGAAAUCAAAGUUUAUUACUUUUUUA
Molecule: messenger RNA, 1898 nt
Organism: Medicago truncatula (barrel medic)
Lineage: Eukaryota; Viridiplantae; Streptophyta; Magnoliopsida; Fabales; Fabaceae
Product: NAC domain-containing protein 7
Exons: 3
Coding region: 594-1643 (349 amino acids)
Biological process (GO): regulation of DNA-templated transcription
Molecular function (GO): DNA binding
Source: RefSeq, a predicted model, not a curated record